Molecule: messenger RNA, 1754 nt
Organism: Nerophis lumbriciformis (worm pipefish)
Lineage: Eukaryota; Metazoa; Chordata; Actinopteri; Syngnathiformes; Syngnathidae
Product: very-long-chain (3R)-3-hydroxyacyl-CoA dehydratase-like
Biological process (GO): fatty acid elongation; sphingolipid biosynthetic process; very long-chain fatty acid biosynthetic process
Cellular component (GO): endoplasmic reticulum membrane
Molecular function (GO): 3-hydroxyacyl-CoA dehydratase activity
Source: RefSeq, a predicted model, not a curated record
UGCUCAAGCCCAAAGAAGAAGCCUCCUCCCGGAAGUUCCUUCACUACUGCGGUGUUGAUGGUGUCUUUAAGCAUUUUGAAAGGAACACAUUGGCAUGUCGAUAUCUAGAAGGAACUAGUAGUUGACAAUGGAGAUCCUCACUCCUCAUGUUUACUGGGCCCAGCGUCAUGGAGAGAUUUUUCUCCGGGUGGAGUUGAGCGAUGCUAAGAAUCUUGAAAUCAACCUCCAUGAAAAAACUAUGCAGUUCAGAGCACAGGGCCAUGGAGCUAAAGGAGAUAAUGAAUACAGGUUUAUUUUGGAGUUCUUGGAAGCCAUCCGACCUGAGAUUGAACAGAAGUCAACCCAGCGUCAGGUGGACAUCAAAAUCAAGAAGCAGGAGGAGCACUGGUGGAACCGUCUGACGCUGCAGGAGAAGAGGCCUCUGUUUCUGGCCCCUGACUUUAACCGCUGGCUGGACGAGUCUGAUGCCGAGAUGGAACUUCAGGCUAAGGAGGAGGAAAGGAUAAACAAGAUAAGUGUGGAGUCAAGAGUUCGUAAAGACCACUACCUCGGGGUUAAAAAAGGCUACCUAUUUAUGUACAACCUGGUGCAGUUCCUCGGAUUUUCAUGGAUCUUUGUCAACAUGACGGUUCGACUCUUCAUUCUUGGUCAAGAUUCCUUCUACGACACCUUUCACACCACAGCUGAUAUGAUGUAUUUCUGUCAGAUGAUGGCCGCGCUGGAAGUUAUUAAUCCUUUGCUAGGCUUGGUCAAGACGGGAGUUUUCCCCGCCAUGAUACAGGUCGCGGGGAGGAACGUCAUUUUGUUUGUCAUAUUUGGCAGCCUGGAAGAGAUGCAGAACAGACCUGUUGUCUUCUUCGUGUUCUACCUGUGGAGCACUAUCGAGGUGUUCAGGUACCCUUUCUAUAUGCUGGCCUGCAUGGGCACCGAGUGGAAGCUGUUGACCUGGCUAAGAUACAGCCUUUGGAUUCCUCUCUACCCACUAGGGGUUGUUGCUGAAGCGGUGGCUCUGAUCCAGUCCCUCCCCAUCUUUGAUGAGAACCGUCUCUUCAGCCUCCCGCUGCCUGCAGUGCUGGGGCACUCCUUAAGCUUCUCGUACACUCUGCAGCUCUACCUGGCGCUCAUGUUCUUAGGACUCUUCAUCAAUUUCCGAUAUCUAUACAAGCAGAGACAGAGACGAUACCGAUCAAGGAAACGCAAGCUCCACUAAUGAAGCAGGACGUCAUUCAUACUCGAUGUUUCCUUUUCUUAUUCCCUUUAGUGUACACACACAAAGGUGAAUACUUACAUUGUUCCUCCAUUUCCUGGAUGUUCUCAUAGCUUGACUAUGAAUUGAGAGUAUUAAAACAUCCACCUUGUUUAUUUAUUGUUAGCUACAGCCAUAAAUAAGAUGGUCAUCUUUUCAAAGGAAGAUGUCAGCCCUCCAACCCUGACAUAUAUGAAACCAUAUAUGCAAACAUUCAAUAUACAGUAUGCCUUCUUCACUUAUUGGAUUCACAUGUUGUGUUGUAUAGUGCUACUGCAGUCAAAAACAUAUUCAACUUUUUAUUGUGGCCUGUUUGAGAAUUAUUUUAUGGCUGAAUAUUUAGGAACUGUGUUCUUAUAAAAAAUAUUUAAGAUUGUGCAUUGCUGACUUUUCAAAAAGUAUAUGUUAGUAUUAUAAUCAGGUAAUACUGUAUGGUCAAUAAUUAACUUGUACAGUGUGUCCAAUAAAGUCUGGAUAAGAUAUACACACACAUGUGAAUACAAAAAAG